AUGCUUGCCAUGUUCACCUUAUUUCUUGGCUUGGCCAUACAAGAAGACCCAGACUCAUCAACCAAAGGUGACCCAGCAAAUGCAGACGAUAAGCUUCGCCCAGCUAAGAUCCGGGGGUGGAUGGGGUUCUCGCAGGAGCAGGAAGCUAUAUGGGAGGAUCUCAUGGGCAUCGAUUUUGUCACCCAGCGCCACUUUGUGCCGCUGAUUGUGCUGAAGCGGUAUGGGGAAGACGUCCGACAAAGCAUGUUGAGUUCAGAGCUUGAUCUCGGCUAUUUUGAACACUUCACGAUAGAGUCGGUGUUGCCGAUAUUAUCAAGGAACUCUAUGCAAGCCCGCAAGUCCGAAAACUCUUUCGCCUUAAGGGAAAUGUGA
Molecule: messenger RNA, 372 nt
Organism: Penicillium egyptiacum
Lineage: Eukaryota; Fungi; Ascomycota; Eurotiomycetes; Eurotiales; Aspergillaceae
Source: the annotation of a GenBank genome assembly